Rubroshorea leprosula is the source of this 1449-nucleotide messenger RNA. The record is from the annotation of a GenBank genome assembly. NCBI's taxonomy places the organism in Eukaryota, Viridiplantae, Streptophyta, Magnoliopsida, Malvales, Dipterocarpaceae.
CUCUCUCUCUCUCUCUCUCUCUCUCUCCCUUCCAUGAUUUCUUCUUGGUUAAAACCUCAAUUUGUCCCUCAUCUUUGGUACUGAUCCCCUAUUAAUCCAUUUUGGUCAAGAUACGUCAAAAAAUUUAAACGCGUAAGAUUUACGGGGAUGCCAUGGAAAAAAACUAUUCAACCUUUCCGGGUCAGCAUCACCAAGGAACAGAGGCAUCGCCUUCGCCAAGGGUUCCACCUGGAGAAUUGUAUACCAAUGUGCCUUACUACUGAGAGCGAUCAAUUGAAUUAUGGAUGGGUGUGUCAUUCAGGUGUAUGACAGCUUAUUGGACGCAGAUGCCUUUUGUGGUUCUCGUGAUUGCGUGAUUGCAGACUAUAUAAAAUCUGGCUUGGUGAAUAUGUUAGCUGUGCUUUUACAGCUACUUCUGUUGAUCUGCUCCUUUAAGAUGUGGUUCAUUUCUGAGUGCUAGUUGUUACAACUGCUGAUCUAGGCUAGUCUUUGUAUCUUUCUUGGGAAACAGUUUUCCGGUUUGAAUUUAAUUUGUACUAGUAGUUUUGAUCACAUAAUUAGCAAGUGAAAUGCUUUAGCUAUUUUGCUCAUGUGUAUAGUUGUUGUAUUUGCUUACUUUCUUGAUCUUGUUAUUCAUACUGAGCCUGCUAAAUAAUGACCUCUAAAGCUAACUAUGGACAAUAUCUCUAUCUUUUGGUAUGAAGUUUAUGUGCGUGUGUUAUGUUUUUAUAUUUCUUUAUUUUGUCAUAAGUUUAGAGCACAAUUGCUGCAAAAGAAACUGUCAAGGAAAACUGCAACUUUUCUCUUUAAAGUAAAUGAUGCUUGGAUCUUGUUCUGCACCCAGUUGAAGAAAGCUUCUGUUUGAAAUAGUGCUCUCAAAAAAAUUUAACAGCGUAUUGCCAUAUCUGGUUCUGGAUUUUUGUUUUAAGUUGUCAUCCCUAUAUGGUUUCAGGUUUUCUGCAUUAAUAUGGUUGCGCCAUUCUUUAGCAACAAGAUACCCAUGUUAGCAUUGUUUUUUAGUCUUUCAAUAGAGAAUUGCUUGUUUAUUUUUAUGUUUGUGGAUGGCAUUGUUGGUCGAAUCUUAUGGUUUACAUGCACAAUGGACUUUUGGAUUUGUUCUACUGAGUUUGGGGCCUUUAUGGGUUCAGCACAAGAUUGGUUGAGAGGCUAGAAUUAUGCUUUCCCUUCCUUUUGGCUUUCCCAGCAAGUGAUAACAGGAUCUUUGUAAAUCGUACCAAAUGUUUCUGUCCUGUACAAUGUGCUUCUGGAAAGAACAAUAAUUAACGUGUGCUUGUUUUACUCUUACUGAAUACGACAUUUUGGUUGUAAAUAAUGUGAGUGGUGUCCCUUAAGAAUCAUUGAUGUUAGUGAAAUAAGAUCUCAAUGAAUUGUUUUAUUGGUAUAUGACUUUGCUAAACUUUUGUGAAAUGAUAAAAUUAGACUUUUUUU